Culex pipiens pallens (northern house mosquito) is the source of this 1123-nucleotide messenger RNA. RefSeq names its product valacyclovir hydrolase. The record is from RefSeq and is a predicted model, not a curated record. Bases 154 to 1026 code for a protein of 290 amino acids. NCBI's taxonomy places the organism in Eukaryota, Metazoa, Arthropoda, Insecta, Diptera, Culicidae. The transcript is spliced from 3 exons.
UAUUCGUGUACCUUAAAGUUUUAGAGAUUUGAGUUCAAUUUGACGGGGUUAAAGAUUAGUUUGGCGUUUUGAGCAUCCCCAAUCUGUUAUCAGCUGUGUUGGUUUGUUUUGGCAGAAGCUGGCAGCGCAUAGGUGCCGAUUAACACCUCCACAAUGCAGUUAUUAAAACUGUGCAGUUCUGCAUCGAAGCUACUGACCGGCGCCACGACCGGUCGUGCGUUAAUAGCCAGAACGCUCGCAUCCAAUCCGGCCCCCAUGGAGCGACUGCUGCAGGUCGGCCAGCAACGGAUCAACAUCGUCGAGGCCGGCACCGGUGACCGGGGUGUCCUCUUGAUGCCCGGUGCCCUGGGUUCCGCGUGGACCGACUUCAAACCACAGAUCGAACAGUUGCCGGCUCUGCUGCCGAACCACCGGAUCGUGGCCUGGGACCCACCGGGGUAUGGCAAGUCCCGUCCACCGAACAAGACCUUCGGGUUGGAUUUCUACGAGAAGGACGCGGAAGCUGCCGCCCAGCUGAUGGAGGCCGUCGGGCUCAAGCGAUUUUCGGUUCUCGGCUGGAGCGACGGUGGCAUCACGGGCCUGGUGCUGGCCGGAACGAAGCCCGAUGUGGUCGAGAAGCUGGUCAUUUGGGGCGCCAACGCGUACAUCACCAAACCGGAGGCGGAAAUUUACGAAGGAAUUCGGGACGUGAGCAAGUGGUCCGCUCGGAUGCGGGAACCGAUGGAGAAGGUUUACGGCAAGGAGGGCUUUCCGCAGAUCUGGUCGGCCUGGGUGGACGGAAUGCUGAACCUGUACCGGAAGCGAGAUGGGGACAUCUGUAAAGGGGUGCUGGCCAACAUUCGGGCGCCGACGUUUAUCGUUCAUGGUGCCAAAGAUCCGAUGAUCGUGCCCGAGCAUGUGCCCUAUCUGAAGGAGGCCGUCAAGAGUACGGAACUUGUGCAUGUGUUCCCCGAUGGAAAGCAUAACAUUCAUCUGAAGUAUGCUGAAGAGUUCAACAAGUUGGUGAGUGAUUUUCUUCGAAAGUGAAUCAUAAAAUCAUUUUUUUUAAAUAAGUUACCGAUUAAAUUUGCCAAAAAUAUGGUUAAAGUUCGUUUUUGUAGUUCCUGUGAAAAAGGUGAUUGAA